AUGACACUUGGAAAGUCACAUGAACUGAACAGUCAUCGCAUGACCAGUGUCAAAUGCCAGCUGUCCGCUCUUGCCAGCCAGCUGCCAGCUGCCACGCACCUCACAUUGUUAGGCCAGCAAACAGCGCAGGCCAAUCCGUCCGCCGCCUCUCUCAAACACCCCUCCGUCCUUUGCUGCAUCGUCCUGGAAUCAAAGUCUGCCGUCGUUUUUAAUUCUAUCCCUUCAGAAGUCUUACUCUACCGCGACGACGCAAUAAUGACAUUCGCCGACGACGAGUCGUUAGAGAUGCGAGAGCUCAUCAAAACUCGGCUAAGAAACAUCCGCGGCUUUUGCUUCUUAGACGGGAAGCCAAUGACUGGCCGCGAGAAGCGCGAUAACGGUAUCAUCGAUGCGUUGCACUCGGAGGCUCCGUCCGGCCCGGUCGCAGCAGAGCGUUGUCUGACGCAUCUCAUGCUUGCAAGCAAUUGCUUGUGGGAAGUAUUGGUAACAAGAGGACCCGAUGAGUUUUGGAAUAGCGUCGGACAAGAGAAGGGAGGCAAACUGCCUCUCAGCAUCACCAGGGACCUUGUUCUUGCGUUUGUCCGGGCCAGAGACCGAUACCUCCGUUGCUUCCCGCACAAAAGCCCGCACGCUGUCAACAAUAUGCUGGAGGCAUACACUCAAUACUUGCUGGAGAAGUUUCAAGCGCUAGGAAAGGUGAUGAUACUCGGCUCGCCCGUGAACUGGUGCCUCUCUGCAAAAGAGGUUCAAGACGUGGAAGCUCUCACUCCGCAAGGGCCAGCUAAACAAGUUUCGCGGAACAAAUUCGAGCUGUCAUCAUCUGCCAGAAACUUGCUGGUACCGGCAAGGUCUUUGAGCCCGAUUGGAAAGUUCAAGCAUAACCUUAUGGGGCUGGCCGAGGAAAUUAUGCAGCAGUAUCCGGGGCAGAGAGAGCUUCUGCCGCAGUAG
Cordyceps militaris CM01 is the source of this 948-nucleotide messenger RNA. RefSeq lists its product as uncharacterized. Bases 1 to 948 code for a protein of 315 amino acids. NCBI's taxonomy places the organism in Eukaryota, Fungi, Ascomycota, Sordariomycetes, Hypocreales, Cordycipitaceae. The record is from RefSeq and is a predicted model, not a curated record. The transcript has 2 exons.